CCAAACAGUUGUACAAAUUGACUUCCACAGUAUGAAUGAAUGAAUAAAUAAUAAAUAAAUACUAUAGAAGUCAGCGGGGACCAAAAACGGUUUGGUUACCCACAUUCUUCAAAAUAUCUUCUUUUGUGUUCAGUAGAAUAAAGAGACUCAAACAGGUGCACAACUUGAGGGUGAGUAUAGACACAAUCUCUGUAAUUGUUUAUUUUCUUAGCUAUUAGAUAGUGAAAAGUGGUCUGAAUGACAGGUGUUCUGUGGGAGAGGGUUGCAAGAUAAAGCAGGCUUGAUAUCAGCUGCCAGUGCCAAGAAAAGUUGUUUCAGAUGGUGACCGAGUUAUUAUAUUUUUGACUGUUCCUUUAAAACUACCUGGUAGCAACGCGCCUUUUCAUUGGCUGCAAACUCACCAUCAGAUGGCCAUCAUAGCCUGAGUGCUGUAAAACGUUUUUGAGACUUAUGAAAUCUCACAGGCAGAUAUUAUUUGAAGAAAAUUAAGCAUGGACUUCAAAGAGAUGUUAGUAAAAAUCUUCGACCAAAAUCGGGAAGUAGUAUUAUGCGCUGUAGGCACAGCUGUCGCUCUGUUUGGACUCGGGCUUGUGUAUAAAUACACGAGUCCAGAGAAGAAGUUAACUCGAGUGGGAGUCGUUACCCAGCUGCUGGUUCACCCUCUGAAGUCUGGGAAAGUCGUGUCGGUGGAGACCGCAGAAUGUCUGCGAAUGGGGCUGAAAUAUGGCAAACUGCAGGAUCGGCACUGGCUGGUGAUCACGGAGGACGGCCGCAUGGUGACAGGCAGACAGGAGCCUCGUCUGGUGUUGGCGUCUUUGACCUGUGAAGGUGGCCAGCUGUGUCUCAGUGGACCCCAGAUGGAGGAGUUGAGGGUUCCUCUUCACCAGCCCAAUAAUGCAGUUGUGGACUGCAGAGUCUUUGGUGUAGACGUUCAGGGCAGGGACUGUGGGGACGAUGUGUCUAACUGGCUUACUCGAUACCUGAAAUCAGACAACACCUUUCGUCUGGUGCAUUUUGAACCUCAUCUAAAAGCCCAGAAGCCUUCUGAGAAAGAACCCCUCUUUCCUAAGGAUGAAAAGGUGGCCUAUCCUGAUGCUGCUCCCAUCAUGCUCAUGUCAGAGGCCUCUGUUAGGGACCUGAAUACCCGAUUGGAUAAGGAUGUUACUGUCUUUCAAUUUCGUCCCAGUAUUGUUGUCAGUGACUGUGAGGCAUUCACGGAGGACACAUGGGAUCAUAUUCAGAUUGGCCAAGUGGAGUUAAAGAGAGUUGUUGGCUGUGGAAGAUGCCUUUUUACCACUGUUGACCCUGAGACUGGAGUCAUCAACCGGAAAGAACCACUGGACACUCUCAAAACCUAUCGACUGACUGACCCUAAGCAGAAAACCGCGCCAAUAUUGGGACAGUACUACACCGUCAAGAAAACAGGUGUCCUUCAUGUGGGUGAACCGGUUUAUAAGAUCACCUAUUGAUAUGGCCAGACAGGAUGAAAUGCUGAACCUUAUAUCAAAAUCUAGCGACUAAUUUUGACAUGUAAUUGCUUACAUACACAGUUUCUAAAGUUAGGCUGAAUCAGUAUUCUUUUCAUGAAUUGCCAUUGAAUAAGAAAAAUAAAAUAAUAUAUGGUAUGUUAUUUUUGUGGAAUACAAAUAAUUUAAUUCAACUUCAAUAUUUUGUGUUCCUCAAAACAACACAAGGGUGAAUAAAUGAUGACCGUUUUGAGUGAAGUAAUUAUUUAAUGUGAAAUGAGAAGAUGUGAAUUCUGCGAUUUAUAUUUUAGCCAAUGUAUUGGGAAGAUAAUUGUUACAUUGUAAUAAUGGUCUGGUUUCAUGGCAACGGCUCAAAUCAGUAUCUUAAUUUAAAUGGAGUGUGUGACUGGUAUCAGUAAUGAAAACUGUCAGACACUGGACUGUUGAAUUCAUUUGAAAACUAAUCCAAUGGAUGGCGCCGUUUCAUUGAUUUCAAGGAGUUUAAUUUGUCGUGGACAACCAGUAAAACAAACUACCUCUCU
Messenger RNA from Onychostoma macrolepis, 2008 nucleotides. RefSeq names its product mitochondrial amidoxime reducing component 1 (gene marc1). Gene Ontology annotation, biological process: nitrate metabolic process. The record is from RefSeq and is a predicted model, not a curated record. Gene Ontology annotation, molecular function: pyridoxal phosphate binding; molybdenum ion binding; molybdopterin cofactor binding. Gene Ontology annotation, cellular component: mitochondrial inner membrane. Lineage: Eukaryota; Metazoa; Chordata; Actinopteri; Cypriniformes; Cyprinidae. The transcript has 7 exons. Bases 492 to 1469 code for a protein of 325 amino acids.